GAGAGAAAAGACGAGUUAGGGAGAAAUAUAGCCCCAUCAGCCCCUUUGGCGAUUGAUCGCCCAUAUGGCGUGGUCAACCGAGCUGUCUAUAGUGCCUCAAAUGCCUUCAGUUGAGGUGCAGUUCUUGAAGCGCACUAGAGGGUGACUUUUUCUGGAUGCCUUCUGGCUUUGCUUCGGGGUCAUGGUUGCACAGCACGUCUUGAGUUCCUCAAAUUUUGGAGGUGUUGUAGAAAGAGAGAGAUCUGAAGCUUUGCAAGUGAGAGGAAAUAAUCUGGGAAAAAAUUCCAUCUAAUUGCACCCAAUUCAGUUUAAUUAUGAAAUGGAAGUCUGUUGCCCAUGUUGCAAUGCGUCUUUCAAGCUUGAAGCAUUGAAGCUUUGUGCAGAUUAGCACCAAUAUUGUUUCAGAUGAAAGGAAAAGCAUUCCAAUAUUGUUGGCCUGCACUUUGAAGCAUACGUAUAUUGGUGAUUUGAAGUGGUUAGAAUGGAUGUUGAAGUGAUUGACAUGGAAGAGGGUAACAUGGGGCUUAGUGCCAUCGCAGAUGAUGAAGAUGCUGAAGCCAAUGAUGGCGGAGAAGCAAAUACAACUGGAAAUUCUAUGACUUCGGAUGAGGAUGGGGAUGCCGAGCCACAUGUUGGUAUGGAGUUUGAUUCUGAAGAUGCUGUCAAGAAUUUCUAUAGUGAGUAUGCCAGACGUGUUGGUUUUAGCAUCCGGUUUCGUCAGUAUAGUCGUUCCAGGUCUGAUGGAGCCGUUACAUUUCGGGAGUAUUUAUGUGCCAAAGAUGGCUUAAGAAGAAGGGCUGGUGAUAGCUGUGGUGCAAUGCUCAGAAUAGAGUUAAACGGCAAAGAUAAGUGGAUUGUGACAAAAUUUGUGAAGGAGCAUAGUCACGAUAUCGUGAGUCCUAGUAAGGUGCAUCACCUUAGACCACGCAGGCAUUUUACUGGCGCUGCCAAGAAUAUGGCUGAAGCUUAUGAAGAAGGGGUGGGUGUUGUUCCAAGUGGUGUUAUGUAUGUUUCCACGGAUGGAAACCGCGUCUCUUCUACGGAGGCAAAUCGUGGAGCUAGGAGUGCUCCUCCUGUAGAAUCAAAUCGCGCAGUUAAGAACUCCGGGAGUGUGGGUCAUUCAGCUAGACCUUCUAGUCGAAAGAGGACAUUAGGAAAGGAUGCUCAGAAUCUGUUGGAUUAUUUCAAGAAAAUGCAGGCCGAGAAUCCUGGUUUUUACUAUGCAAUACAACUUGAUGAAGAUAACCGCAUGGCAAAUGUUUUUUGGUCAGAUGCAAGGUCGAGAUCUGCUUAUAGACAUUUUGGUGAUACUUUUACGUUGGACACAAUGUACAGAGUGAACCAGUAUAAAGUACCAUUUGUUCCAUUUACGGGGGUGAACCAUCAUGGUCAAACAGUUUUGUUUGGUUGUGCGUUACUUCUAGAUGAAUCUGAGGCUACAUUUGUAUGGCUGUUCAGGACAUUUCUUGCUGCGAUGAAUGAUCAGGCACCUGUCUCCCUAGUCACAGAUCAGGACAAAGCCAUACAGGCAGCAGUGGCGCUGGUGUUUCCUGAAGCCCGGCAUUGUUUUAACAAGUGGGAUAUGUUGAGAGAAGGGCCGGAAAAGUUGGCUCACGCAUGUUAUUCACAUCCCAAUUUUCAGGUUGAUCUGUAUAAUUGCAUCAAUUCGACUGACACGAUUGAGGAAUUUGAAUCUUCUUGGGAUUCUAUCCUUGAUAAGUAUGAUCUCAGGAGAAAUGAUUGGCUUCAGUCUUUAUAUAAUGCGCGGGCAAAAUGGGUUCCUGCGUAUUUUCGGGAUUCGUUUUUUGCUGCAAUUUCUCCAAACCAAGGAUUUCAAAGUUCCUUCUUUGAGGGCUAUGUAAACCAACAGACAACUUUACCGAUGUUCUUUAGGCAAUAUGAAAGAGCUUUAGAGAGUUCAUUUGAAAAGGCAAUAGAAGCAGAUUUUGACACAAUGUGCACCACUCCAGUGUUGAGGACACCGUCACCUAUGGAGAAACAGGCAGCAAAUCUCUACACAAGGAAAAUAUUUGCAAAAUUCCAAGAUGAGUUAGUUGAGACCUUUGUGUAUACUGCAAAUAGGAUUGAUGAUGACGGGGCUAUUAGCACAUUUAGGGUUGCAAAAUUUGAGGAUGACAGCAAAGCCUACAUAGUUACAUUGAAUGGGCCAGACAUGAGAGCUAGUUGUAGCUGCCAGAUGUUUGAGUAUUCAGGCAUCCUUUGUAGGCACAUUUUGACUGUUUUUACUGUGACAAAUGUACUUACUCUGCCAUCGCAUUAUAUCAUGAAGCGUUGGACAAGAAAUGCCAAAAAUGGUUUUGGCUCUGAUAAUCAUUUUGAACACCAAGGUCAGGAGUCGUUGGCAUUCCGGUACAACCAUCUAUGCAAAGAAGCAAUCAAAUAUGCAGAGGAAGCAGCAAUAGCUCCAGAGACCUUUAACGUGGCAAUGGUUGCUCUCAGGGAAGGAGGAAAGAAAGUGGCUGCUGCGAAGAAGAAUGUUGCGAAAGUUGCGCCUCCUAGCUCAAAAGGUAGUGGGAUAGGUUAUGAUGACAGGAGGAACUCUACUUCGGCUCCAGAUAUGGUCCCUUUAUUAUGGCCUCGGCAAGAUGAAAUUACACUGCGCUUUAAUCUCAAUGAUGCUAAUGUUCCUGCUCAACAUGUUUCUGAUUUAAAUUUGCCACGCAUGGCCCCCGUGUCUGUUCACAGUGAUGAUGGUCAUCCCGAUAACAUGGUGGUUCUUCCUUGUCUUAAGUCUAUGACGUGGGUGAUGGAGAAUAAGACUUUAGCACCUGCAAAUAGAGUAGCCGUUAUCAACCUGAAGUUGCAAGAUUAUAGCAGGACAUCUUCAGGGGAAUCAGAAAUUAAGUUUCAGCUAUCAAGAGUCACGCUAGAGCCCAUGUUGAGAUCUAUGGCAUACAUCAGUGAACAGCUGUCCACUCCAGCUAAUAAGGUUGCUGUCAUAAAUCUGAAGCUCCAAGAUACUGAGACAACUUCAGGAGAAUCAGAGGUUAAAUUUCAGGUGUCGAGGGAUACUUUAGGUGCCAUGUUGAGAUCAAUGGCUUACAUACGAGAACAACUCUCUAAUGCGGCUGAGACCCAUUCUGAGAGUCCAUCAAAAAAGCAACGGAAGUAGAGACAAUUGUCUUUCCUGUUCUAUGACCUGGUGUCAAGCUGGUGGAUGGUAUUUGGCUGAUGUCUGCCAUUUGGCAUUGCUCUUAUUGACUUGGGUACGCCCUGAGUUGUAUCUAUCAUUUAGGUUUUCUUGCAUCUCUUGCCCUUCCAUGGAAGCCUCAUUCUUGCAUAUCUGUACAUCUAACUCAUCAAAGCCAAGAAUGCAAACAUCAAAGUGUUGUUUGGGGCUAUACGGUGCCUAGGGAAGAGGAGGCUAUUGUGUAUGCUAUUUUUCGUGCUUUUUUUCGUCGUAGGGGAAUGGUACAUCUCUUGGUUUAUUCUGCUUACUUUCUAACCUCUCAGUGUGUUUUGCUUAUGAUCUUUCAUUUUUGUUGCGAGCAUUGGUGCUCAGCAGUGCAGUCCGAACAAAAAGAGGAAGGCAGGACAUGUUGGCCUAAGUAAGAGUGAAAUAAAUCUGAUGUUUUACUUGUCCUUAGAGACAGGAUUAGGUUUCGAUUGGAUGUGUAAUUAUGAAAUUUGCGUACGUGUAUAUACAUUGUUAGCAGAUAGCAUUUCUAUGUU
Molecule: messenger RNA, 3693 nt
Organism: Rhododendron vialii
Lineage: Eukaryota; Viridiplantae; Streptophyta; Magnoliopsida; Ericales; Ericaceae
Product: protein FAR1-RELATED SEQUENCE 3
Exons: 7
Coding region: 482-3133 (883 amino acids)
Biological process (GO): regulation of DNA-templated transcription
Molecular function (GO): zinc ion binding
Source: RefSeq, a predicted model, not a curated record